Molecule: messenger RNA, 1674 nt
Organism: Meyerozyma guilliermondii ATCC 6260
Lineage: Eukaryota; Fungi; Ascomycota; Pichiomycetes; Serinales; Debaryomycetaceae
Exons: 1
Coding region: 1-1674 (557 amino acids)
Biological process (GO): protein histidyl modification to diphthamide
Molecular function (GO): 2-(3-amino-3-carboxypropyl)histidine synthase activity
Source: RefSeq, a predicted model, not a curated record
AUGGACGCUGCACCAGCGCUUUCUACGCAUCAGGAUGAGGCCACGUUCCAGUUUGAUAAGGUCUCAACCAAGAAAAAGCUAAGGAACCACUUGGAAGUUGGUGAUAAUGUAGAAUACAGCGAAUUAGUAGCUGCCAUUCGAGAUUACUACAGUCUAGAUCAAGUAGAAGAAUACCUUCUGGCUACUAACCACCAAAAUUAUCUCUUCAAACAUAUAACUUUGCAGUUCCCUGAUGAGCUUUUAAUGGACGCCGCUACGGUGGUGCAUGAAUUACAGCGAAAUUUGUCACAAAUACAAGUUAUGAACACAAUUGCAAAAAACGAUGAACCCAUGGAAAAUUGUCAAGAAAAGAGUUGUGGAUGCCGUGGCAAUCUGGUUGAUACUACUAAUGGCCAGAGGCUCUGGAUACUAGCCGACACGUCGUACUCGCCUUGUUGCAUUGACGAAGUGGCUGCUGAACAUGCGAACAGCGAUUUGGUGGUUCAUUUUGGUGAUGCCUGUCUCAACCCUGUGGACAAAGUGAGAGCUGCAUACGUUCUAGGGAAGCCCAAGUUUGACGCUGGAUCAUUUCGAGAAAAAUUCAAGGAGAAAUUUAUCGACUCCAAUGCCAAAGUUGUAGUUAUGGCUGAUGCCCCAUUUACUCGAUAUCUCAGACAAUUUUAUGACGACUUCAAAUCGUUGUAUCCGAAUCUAGUGAUUGCUGAGCUCUACCAGGAAGCAGGAUCGUUACAUGAUAUUAUCGAUUACAAGCCAAUGAAAUCUUCUGGAUUGCAAACUUUAAACAGAACUUUUGAAGGUGGGUUGAACCUGCUUGAAGACUUAAAAGACUACAGUCUACUCCACAUAACAAGACCACACGACCCCAGACUACUUCAGCUUACCACCAGAUUCUCCCUGGUGUCCAUAUAUGACCCCUUCACGAAAGAAAUCGUUGAUGGUCCCUACCCCAAUUUAAUGAGAAGAUAUCGCUACAUGCAUAUGGCCAGAUCUGCCGGAACCAUUGGUAUUCUUGUUAAUACCCUUUCGUUGAGCAACACCAAGACGCUCUUGAAUGCCAUUCUGUCCAAAAUACGAGAAGCUGGCAAAAAGUACUACAUGUUUGUGGUUGGAAAGCCCAAUGUGGCCAAGCUUGCCAACUUUGAGAACGUUGAACUUUGGUGUGUUCUUGGCUGUGACCACCAGGGAAUCAUUAUAGACCAACUGAACGAGUACUUCAAACCGAUAAUAACUCCGUACGAGUUGAUUUUGGCAUUAAAUGACGAGGUGGAAUGGACAGGACAAUGGGUAACCGAGUUCAAUACCGUUCUUGAUCAACUUCAAAACGACGAAACCCUACAAGAGAACAAAGAUGGGGACGAAAGUGACGAAGAACCUGUUUUCGAUCCCGUUACCGGAACUUUUGUAAGCACUUCGAAACCUCUCAGAAGAAUUGAGCAUUUGAGAGUUACCAUGAAUGGUGAGAAAAACGAGCCACUGAAUAAUAGUUUAGUGGAGCGGUUUUCCAACACCGUUGCUAUCAAGGGCACGGUAUCGACGUCUGCCAUGCACUUGCAAAACCGCGAGUGGACGGGUCUUGGCAGUGAUUUCGUAGACGACGAAGAAGGUGCCAUUGUUGAAGAAGGUAGAGGAGGAAUUGCCCGAGGCUACGACUACGAUCGAGAAGUACAUAAAUAG